UAAUACACGUGCGGGACGACUGUCGAUUGUUUGAUUGACCGCGGGAGCAAUGGGCCCUCGCAAUUGUUAGUUAUCAGCCAGUUAUAGCUGACACAGGAAGGAUCGCGCUAUACGGAGUUACAGAUAACAGAGAAAACAUACGCAUAGCUUAUCCUAAAUAUAUUUAAAUAAGUGUAAAUAAUGCUAUAUAUUGUACUAGUGAAGUGAGCAGUGUUAUAAGUGAAAGAUGCAACAAUGGCUACAAAACGUAAAUUAACAGAUGAAUCUAAAUGUUGUCGAAGACUGUCUCUGUUUGCAACCUUCUGUGGGAUUCUCUCUCUACUUCUGCACACGUACAAGUUAAUUGAAACGGAUAAUAUAAAAUUAGAUGAUAGUACGAUAGAUAAUUUAAAAUCUUCGUUAGAGAAACGAAUAGAAGAGUACAUAUCAGAAAUUGGGGUCACCAAGCAUAGAUUAAAAAGAGAAGCGAUGCUGAAGACAUCAGUAGUCCAAGAGGAGAAUACAGUAGCUCCUCACGUGGAGUUCUUCAACCCCAAGAUGCGAGCUGAGCUGGAGGAGAAAGACGCAGCGGAGAUGAAGCGGACGGGUGCGAAGGGGCCAGCGCCCGGCGGAGACUCCUGGGUCUGGCUUACCAGCUACUCCAGGGUGCCGUACAAGGUGGUGCAGGGUUUCUGUAAAGCGACUCAGGAUUACUGCCCUCCAGGAGUGCCGGGUCCCAAAGGUCCAAUUGGCAACCGUGGUCCAGUUGGCCCGCCAGGAGUUAAAGGUGAACGAGGUUUCCCUGGUAACCCCGGUCUCGAUGGCAGAGAUGGCGUGCCAGGAGAACCGGGAUUGGAUGGUCUGUCGGGCAGAAAUGGCGCGGAUGGUGCCCCAGGCAGAGACGGUAGAGACGGCAUGCCGGGCAAGGACGGUAGCCCGGGCAAAAACGGAAAGGAUGGCAAAGAUGGAAAACCUGGAGCCAUUGGACCUCCAGGUGUACGAGGACCUAAAGGUGAUCGAGGUCCAAUAGGACCUAAAGGACAACGAGGUAACGACGGUCGUGAUGGCGCCCCAGGCAGGCCUGGCCUCUCUAUAUACAACUACACCAAAGAAAAGGAACUCUUUAUUCCACCUACAUUCUCACAGGAGCAUACACGUGUAAUAGUCAGAGAAGGAGACACUCUCCGCAUCAGCUGCAACCCUAUGGGACGACCUGACCCAAGUAUUGAAUGGCGUAGAGUCGACAGCAACGCUAUCAUUCAGGGUCCAUGGCGUGACGCAUCUGUAAGCGGCCACCUAUUGAACAUCCCUAACGUGUCGCGUUGGCACACUGGGACCUAUGUCUGCAUGGCUAACAACGGCAUGCUGCCAUCAGCCAACCAGACCACUGAUGUUGAGAUACAUUUCAGUCCAUAUAUUCGUGUGCCCAAUAACAUUGUCUACGUGUUCAACAAGACAGCAAAGGUCGAAUGUGAGAUUCAAGCGUGGCCAGAGCCUGUACUUGCAUGGGAAGUCGACGGUGUAACCCUUGAAGGUCCAAGGUAUCGGACUGAGGUAGCGACCACCGGAGAUCCCUGGCGAUGGGUGAUGCGCCUUGAGAUCCCUGGCAUCAGGGAUCAUGAUCUAAGACAGUACAGCUGCGUAGCCAAGAAUGAACUUAAUAAUCAGACUGUUAAAGGUCACAUUCGGUUAAUGUACCCAGGUCCGAACACCAAUAACAUAGUAGAACAGCCGAUGGAGUUCGGGUCUCGCCCCCCGCCGUUCACGUCGUACGAGGAGCUGUGCCAGGUGCGACGCUGUCCCGCCUGCCCGAGCUGUCACCGUGCAAACCUCCUUAUCUCCACAAUGAACUCUACUGCCGGAUUCAAGCCUAGAAGGAACACCAACUGCCAGUUAUACGCGAUCGGAAAGCCAGUCUAUCAUCGUUACAAAGAUGAACUGUUUGGAGCCUGGCUUCGAGAUUCCAAUGCUACAGAAACGCAGAGAGAAAAGUUAUGGACGACUCAGGAGAGCGACGUGGAGCGGCUUCGCGAGUACCGCACAAAGGCUAGCUUCAAAGCAGACCACGUGGAUGAGUACCACAAGCUGCAGAAACCGUUCUUUGGCAAUGGUCACAUCGUAUACAGUGGGUCCUUCUUCUAUCAAGCAAACGAAUCGGGUCAUCCCGGAGAUAUUAUCCGUUACGACCUAACGCAGAGCCGCAUCAAAUCUGUACAUCUACCGCAUGCUGAUGGACGACUCUACACCGCGCAGCAUAACCAGGUCGACUUCAGUGCAGAUGACAACGGGCUGUGGGUAAUCUAUUCAAUUGAAGACUCAAACAACACAGCCGUAGCCAAGCUAAACUUCGACCCUAAUAAGGACGAUCUCAACAUCGACUAUAUUUGGAACAUAUCUCUUAAUCAUAAACAGGUGGGUGAAAUGUUUAUAGUGUGCGGCGUGCUUUAUGCUUUGGAUUCGGCGACGGAGCGGGAAAGCAAGGUUUCUGUGGCAAUCGACUUGUACCUCAGCAAGCCGCUAGAGGUCUCCCUGCAGUUCACCAACCCUUUUAGGAAGACAACGCAGCUUGGAUACGAUCAUAUACAUAAAGAAUUAUACUCGUGGGAUCGCGGUAAUCAGCUAACGUAUCCUGUUAGAUACAACGAAAUGCCUGGGCCAUAGUGAACCAUAAAAAACCUAGUUUAAAAUUAAUGUUUUGUAUUUUAAGAUUUUUUUUAAUAAAUGAUUAUAAAGAAAUA
Messenger RNA from Papilio polytes (common Mormon), 2717 nucleotides. RefSeq lists its product as uncharacterized. NCBI's taxonomy places the organism in Eukaryota, Metazoa, Arthropoda, Insecta, Lepidoptera, Papilionidae. Gene Ontology annotation, biological process: signal transduction. Bases 235 to 2640 code for a protein of 801 amino acids. The record is from RefSeq and is a predicted model, not a curated record. The transcript is spliced from 17 exons.